This is a messenger RNA of Peromyscus leucopus (white-footed mouse), 3082 nucleotides long. Its product is annotated as serum amyloid A-4 protein. The record is from RefSeq and is a predicted model, not a curated record. NCBI's taxonomy places the organism in Eukaryota, Metazoa, Chordata, Mammalia, Rodentia, Cricetidae. Gene Ontology annotation, cellular component: extracellular region. The coding region runs from base 188 to 580 and encodes 130 amino acids. The transcript is spliced from 4 exons.
UUGGAUUUAACAGCUCUCUUCUCAUUAACGUUAAGUAGAGAGAGAGCAGCUGCUCCAGGGUAGCAAGGUCCUGGCAGCCCUACCUCCUCUGGGACCUCAGCUAGAGAAGGGGACAGAGCUGGCACUCUCUUCCAGGGACUGUUGCUCUUGCUGUACUCCUGAGAUCCAUUUCAUAUAUGGUUGCACCAUGAGGCUUGCCACAAUCCUUGUCUUUUGCUCUUUAUUCAUGGGAGUCAGUGGUGAUGGCUGGUAUUCAUUCUUCAAGGAAGCCAUACAAGGGACUUGGGACUUGUGGAGAGCCUAUCGGGACAAUCUAGAAGCCAAUUACCAAGAUUCAGACAGAUACUUCCAUGCUCGGGGCAACUUUGAGGCCCAACAAAGAGGAGCUGGGGGCGUCUGGGCUGCUAAAAUAAUCAGCACCAGCAGGAAAUACUUUCAGGGUCUCCUAAACCGGUAUUAUUUUGGGAUGAAGGACCAUGGAUCGGAAAGCCUGGAAUCUACCCGGAAAGCUGAGGAAUGGGGUCGAAGUGGCAAAAACCCUAAUUACUUCAGACCCCAGGGCCUGCCUGAGAAGUUCUGAGCCUGCUACACAGGCCGCACUGAGGAGACUAGGCUGUGAGCCGCAUCCCUCUCCCCUUGACAGGAUGUCACUGGUGUCCACAGGAAUCACAGAGAAGCUAGAGAUGCCCAACAAAUACUCUGUGGAUGGAAUUUGUUGAUGGAAAUGGGGAACUGUCAGAAAUACGUUCUGGGAAGAAUUGCUUUGUAUCACAUAGAAGAUAAGUAGAGGAGGAGCUGUGACCACCAGGCAGUCACCUGAAACCAUGCAGGUCCCUCACACAACCCCACCAAAUCUGCUCUAGCUUUUGGCUACACCAGCUUUCCUAACAAGCAGGCCUGAGGUAUCAGAGUGUUGCUAGCCAUGUCAGCCGCCUCCACAAGUGAAAUUUGCUCUGAGAUGUGCCCUGGUCAGCUAUCCAUCAAUUCUUCCUUGAUAUAGACCAGAUGUGUUUCCCUAUCCCUAACAUCUUCUAGUCAUACCAGGGCCCUCUCUGUUUAUGUUUUUGUUGUUCCCAGGCUUUGCUGUGUAGUGAUGCCACGCUGCCUUAUCAGUUAUGGGCUAUGGUCUGAUUUCAGUCCUUGUCCCCUGUGACCUCUUCAUAUAGAGAAGUACACCACCUUGACAAAGCUUCAUCCUAACCUUUGAAAUCCUAACCUAGACACUGCACUGGGGACCAGGGAUAUAGCUCAGUUGACAGAAAGUUUGCUUAGCAUGCAGGAAUCCAUAGGAGAAUCCCCAGAACUAUGUAAACCUGGUGAUGGUACCUACUUACAAUUCCAGCACUGGGGACAUAGGGGCCCACAGACCAGAUAUUCAAGGCCAGCCCUGCCUAUAUAACGAGUUCAAGGCCAUCCUGGGAUAGGUGAGAUCCUGUGUUGUAAUCAAAUACACACACACACACACACACACACACACACACACACACACACACACCAGUGCCUACCUCAGCACAUGUUCUAACUAGUGUUGGUCCGUUUUAUCUAAAAGAAAAUGCCUAUAAUGUCACUAUUCCUUAAUUUUAUUCUCAUUGUCUUUUGAUCUAAGCAAAAUUUUACUUACCGUUCUGGAAGGGAAGUGAGGCACAGCAGAACUGGGCAGGAAUGAAUGUAUUAAUUUACUCACAAUGCAAAGGCAUGCUGCCCAUGAACGUCAGUAUAGUUUGUUGGAACAAAAAGGCACGGAUGGAGAGGGUGAUACUGGUCCUAACUGAAUAGCUCUAUGCCAAAGCCAGGCCCCUAGGUGGAAGCCUAACUCCAACGGAGUAGAAACAUCAGUUGCUCAAGAAAAGAGAAGGGAAGAGGACAGAUGGAGCCUCUGGGAUAGAGGACUAGGGACCUGGGGGGUCAGUUGUGCCUGCUUUUAUUACAGAUUGCUACCUUUACGAUUCAGCACACUUCACUAUAUUGGCCUAUGUGUCUAUGUGCCUACAGAGAAAAUAUAAAAAAACAGAGGACAAAACUGUCUGUAUUGCUGUAUGCCAUCUUUGCACCCACAGUACCUGUUUUAACUCCUGCCACGAGUAGAUGCUCUACAAACAUGAGCUGAAAGAAGACAAUGAAACAGUGUGUAUUCCCCAGAAGUCAACACAUUUGGAGGAGCAUCUAGAAGCUGUACAAUGUAUGAAUGUUUCAUUUAAGUUUUAUUUGCAGAACAUGGUGAUGAGUCACCUUGAGAUGAAUCUGGAAUUCUAUACCAAAAUCAAUGCUCAAAUUCUAGCCAGAUGAGAAAGUCUUACUGUGGCAUAGAACAGGUUGGAUUUUCUCAGCAAUGCUUUGCAGCUGUCACAGAAAUGAAAAUUAUGAAGUAUAAGUAAACUAUGAAAAGCCUCAGAAGAACUUAAUAAAUAUUUUGAUACUAAGUGUGGUGACAUAUUCUUAAAUUGAAGCACAUAGGAAGUAGAGACAGGAGGAUGGCUGCAAGUUUGAGGCCAGCCAGGGCAGCAUAUCUAUAUAGCAGAUCUUGUCUCUGUCACUCUGUCUCUCUUUCUCUGUCUCUGUGUCUCUUUUACUCUCUCUCUCUCUCUCUCUCUCUCUCUCUCUCUCUCUCUCUCACACACACACACACACACACACAAAUACUGUUUUUUUCACAGAGAGCAUUAGCAGAAAACAUACCAUGUAGUAGUGGCAUACUGUAUUUCUUUAAAGGACAAAACACCAUAUCUUGAAAGAUGUACACUUAUGUACACACUGCCAAGAUAAACAUGGUUCCAAUUAAACUGAGAUGAUGGUCUCUUAUCAUUCAGAUUCUUAUACUCAAUGAAAAUGUUGUAGUCUUAUUAAUAUGGUUUUUGUCUUGUUUUUGAGUAUGUUCAAAAAGAAAAGAAAUAAUUUAUUCCUAUAGGUUUGACUAGUUUCAUCAAUGCUGUCUUGUUAUUAGUAAACUUAAGGCAUAUCCUAAUUUAGGAAAUUCAUAAUCAGUACAUGUAUGUUUGAGAUUUGACAAAGCAUGAAAUGAAGCUUGCUCUUCAUAAUAGCUACCGAGAAGAAACAAUAAACUUUCAAUUAUGGUGAUGCUUAA